Molecule: messenger RNA, 1410 nt
Organism: Fusarium sp. VM40
Lineage: Eukaryota; Fungi; Ascomycota; Sordariomycetes; Hypocreales; Nectriaceae
Source: the annotation of a GenBank genome assembly
AUGGCCGACGCUGGUGCUCCCUCCAACCAGGGCCAGCAGCUUCCUCAGGCUGGAGCCCCUGGCUUUGAAGCUGGCCAGAAUGGUCAGCCUAUGGCCCCUCCGCCUCUGCAUAUCCCGCAGAACAACAACCCGAUCCCGACUGCAAUCACCUCUCCCAGAUCCGCCGACCAGGGAGGCAUUAUGUCGCCUACCAGCGCAGGUGGCUUCCGCCGUGCCGCCCCUGAGCCCAACAAGCGUGCCCUUUACAUCGGCGGUUUGGACCAGCGUGUCACCGAGGAAGUUCUGCGUCAGAUUUUCGAGACUACGGGUCAUGUUCAGAAUGUCAAGAUCAUUCCCGACAAGAAUGCGCGCGGCUAUAACUAUGGUUUCGUCGAGUAUGACGAUCCAGGUGCCGCCGAGCGUGCGAUGCAGACCCUCAACGGACGACGAGUUCAUCAGUCGGAAAUCCGAGUCAACUGGGCCUACCAGUCCAACACGACGAACAAAGAAGAUACCUCGAACCACUUCCACAUUUUCGUUGGCGAUUUGUCUAACGAGGUCAACGAUGAAGUCCUUACCCAGGCCUUCUCCGCUUUCGGCUCCGUUUCCGAGGCCCGUGUCAUGUGGGAUAUGAAGACUGGUCGAUCUCGAGGCUAUGGUUUUGUUGCUUUCCGUGACAGACCUGAGGCCGAAAAGGCCCUGAGCUCAAUGGACGGCGAGUGGCUCGGUUCACGAGCUAUCCGAUGCAACUGGGCAAACCAGAAGGGUCAACCUUCUAUGGCCCAGCAGCAGGCCAUGUCGGCAAUGGGCAUGACCCCCACCACUCCCUUCGGACAUCACCAAUUCCCGUCGAAUGGCGUCGCUAGUUACGAAGUUAUCCUGACUCAGACCCCCAGCUGGCAGACAACUGUCUAUGUUGGAAACCUUACCCCCUACACAACCCCCAACGAUGUGGUGCCUCUGUUCCAAAACUUUGGCUUUGUCGUCGAGUCGCGUUUCCAAGCCGACCGAGGAUUUGCUUUCAUCAAGAUGGACACCCACGAGAACGCAGCCAUGGCUAUAUGCCAGAUGAACGGAUACAACGUCAACGGCCGACCUCUCAAGUGCAGUUGGGGCAAGGACAAGACACCUACUGGCCAAGGCGGUUUCGACCCUGUCCAGUCUUACAGCCCGCAGAGUGCCCAGGCCCCUGGCUUCCCAGGCACGCCUACCUAUUAUCCCCAGUACGGUGCCCAGUACGGCGGCCAACCUGGCAACUAUGGCGGCCCGCAGACAGGAUCACCUGCCGGCUAUGCUGGAUCGCCGAUGGGAUAUGCUGCUCCUCAGAGCGCGGGUGGGUAUGGCAGAGGCCAGCAGCCUCCCAAUGCCGAAUGGGCCCAGCAUCGCCCCGGGCAGAACUUCAACAAUGGAUUUGGCGGUUAUCAGGCCUAG